UUCACCAUCUACUCAUAUAAAAUUUUUCUACAAACUUUUUUACUUUUGAAAAGGAUAGCAUAGGUAGACCAAGUCCAAGAUGAAGUUAAACAUUUCUUACCCAGCUAACGGUACCCAAAAGUCUAUCGACAUCGAUGACGAACACAAAUUACGUGUUUUCUACGAAAAGCGUAUGGGCCAAGAAGUCGAAGGUGACUCUGUUGGUGAUGAAUUCAAGGGUUACAUCUUCAAGAUCACUGGUGGUAACGACAAGCAAGGUUUCCCAAUGAAGCAAGGUGUCAUGCACCCUACCAGAGUCAAGUUGUUGUUGGCCAAGGGUCACUCUUGUUACAGACCAAGAAGAACCGGUGAAAGAAAGAGAAAGUCCGUCAGAGGUUGUAUCGUCGGCCAAGACUUGUCUGUCCUCGCUCUUUCCAUUGUCAAGCAAGGUGAACAAGACAUUGCUGGUUUGACUGACUCCACCACUCCAAAGAGAUUGGGUCCAAAGAGAGCCAACCACAUCAGAAAGUUCUUCGGUUUGACCAAGGAAGAUGACGUUAGACAAUUCGUUGUUAGACGUGAAGUUACCAAGGGUGACAAGACCUACACCAAGGCUCCAAAGAUCCAACGUUUGGUUACUCCACAAACCUUGCAAAGAAAGAGAGCUUUGAAGGCCCAAAAGAUCAAGAACGCUCAACAACAAAGAGACGCUGCUGCUGAAUACGCUCAAUUGUUGGCCCAAAGAUUGCAAGAACGUAAGUCUGAGAAGGCUGAAAUCAAGAAGAAGAGAGCCUCUUCCUUGAAGGCUUAAGUUAUAAGAUUCUAGAUUAUAGCUGUCCUGUAUAUUUUCGGGUUUCAGUAUAUUUUCAUCACCCAUAACUAAGAACCCUAAUACUAAACAUACUGUUGUCAUAUUUUGUAGUUUAGAUACUUCGGCUUGAAUCUGUCUCUUCGUUUGUGUAUUUAAUAAAUCUAUCGGUUA
Molecule: messenger RNA, 961 nt
Organism: Suhomyces tanzawaensis NRRL Y-17324
Lineage: Eukaryota; Fungi; Ascomycota; Pichiomycetes; Serinales; Debaryomycetaceae
Gene: RPS6A
Product: 40S ribosomal protein eS6
Exons: 2
Coding region: 80-790 (236 amino acids)
Biological process (GO): translation
Cellular component (GO): ribosome
Molecular function (GO): structural constituent of ribosome
Source: RefSeq, a predicted model, not a curated record